Peronospora belbahrii is the source of this 1023-nucleotide messenger RNA. The record is from the annotation of a GenBank genome assembly. Lineage: Eukaryota; Oomycota; Peronosporomycetes; Peronosporales; Peronosporaceae.
AUGGCGAGAAGCAAUAGAUUGCUGCUUAUAGUGACAGUGGCCACGACUGUAUUGGUUGUAACUCAGUUGGUGCUUAUUAAAAAAGAGUCGACGAUUUAUUUUGACAAAGGACAGCCGUUGAAGCUACAGAAUAAUGAGACAGCAACGUUGACGAACGUGCUAGUGUUUGAGGAGACCAAAGCCCUUCCAGUUGUUUUAAUGCAUGGAAUGGGCGAUGCUGCGAAGAACGGAGGAAUGACGCGUAUUCAAAAGACAAUAGCAGAGCAUCUUGGAGUUUAUGUGGCUAAUAUUCAGCUAGGCAACACAGUGAAUGAAGAUGUAGAGAACAGCUAUUUUGUCACAAUGGACAACCAGACGGAGAUGUUUGCCAAAAUCGUGCGACAGGAUGCGCAAUUGGCACAUGGAUUCAAUGCGGCAGGAUUUUCUCAGGGCAAUUUGUUGAUUCGCGCGUAUAUUGAGCGUUUCAAUGACCCACCGGUUCACAAUUUUGUUUCUUUUCAUGGACCGCUUGCUGGUGUAGGCGGUUUACCGCGGUGCUCUCCUUUGAAUUUUGUCUGCAAGGAAAUUGACAAGCUUAUUGGGGAAGCCGUAUACACUAAAAGGGUUCAAGAGCACAUUGCGCAGGCAAACUACUUUCGAGACCCUCUUCGCAUCGAAGCCUACCUCAAGCACGCUAAAUUUCUUCCUGAUGUCAAUAACGAGAAGACAUUUCCUAAUCAGACGUACAAGAAAAACUUCAUAAAACUGCAAAGUCUCGUGCUCGUUCGCGCCAACCAGGACACCCAGGUUUUUCCAAAAGAGUCGGAAUGGUUUGGUAUGUACCAAGAUGGCGAUUCAUAUAAGACUGUGCUAGGCUUCAACGAGACGAGAUGGUAUCGAGAAGACUUGUUUGGGCUGAAAACUCUUGAUGAAGCUGGCAAAGUGCACUUUUUGUCGACGGAUGGAGAUCAUUUGAGAUUUUCCAUUGAAUUCGUAUUGGGCGUGGUGGACAAGUAUUUCUGUUCCCAGUUUAUGUGCAGAUAA